Molecule: messenger RNA, 2982 nt
Organism: Ctenopharyngodon idella (grass carp)
Lineage: Eukaryota; Metazoa; Chordata; Actinopteri; Cypriniformes; Xenocyprididae
Gene: acad11
Product: acyl-CoA dehydrogenase family, member 11
Exons: 20
Coding region: 71-2383 (770 amino acids)
Cellular component (GO): mitochondrion
Molecular function (GO): oxidoreductase activity, acting on the CH-CH group of donors; flavin adenine dinucleotide binding
Source: RefSeq, a predicted model, not a curated record
CUUUUAUUUUGAAAUCUUCCGCAACAGUUUGAACCGUGAACUUUAUUUCUCAAUUUCAUUUAAUGUCGACAUGGAUCGCCAAACCACUGUCGUCCGUCCAGAACAUCGAUUUGACACCAAUAACUUGAAAAGAUAUUUGUCAGGGAAUCUUGACUUUUCAGGCAACAGCACUUUAACUGUGCAGCAGUACAUAGCUGGUCAGUCCAACCCAACGUUUUACAUUGAGACUGCAGACAAGCGUUAUGUGCUCAGAAAGAAACCUCCAGGAGAACUGCUGCCUGGAGCACAUAAGGUAGAUAGAGAGUAUGCUGUUCAAGAGGUUUUGUAUUCUGUUGGCUUUCCUGUUCCUCAUCCUGUGAUUUACUGCUCAGAUACUCGUGUCAUCGGCACCGAGUUCUACAUCAUGGAGCAUGUACAGGGACGUAUAUUUAGGGACUUGAGGCUCCCAGGGGUCAGUACAGCAGAGCGAACUGCUCUGUAUGUGGCAGCAGUGGAGACUCUAGCCAAACUUCACUCUCUGGACGUGAAUACGCUCGGCCUCCUGGGAUACGGGAAGGGAUCAGGUUAUUGUAAAAGGCAGGUGUCCACAUGGACAAAGCAGUACAAAGCCUCUGCCCACAAAGAGAUUCCAGCCAUGGAUAAACUUUGUGAUUGGCUGAGCCACAACCUGCCAACCAAUGACAAUGAAGUGUCCCUUGUUCAUGGCGAUUUCCGAAUUGACAACCUGAUAUUCCACCCUACAGAGGCUCGUGUGCUAGCUGUGCUGGAUUGGGAACUGUCCACUACCGGACAGCCAAUAGCAGACUUGGCCUACUUCCUCAUGCCACACUAUUGGCCCAGUCACUACAAACUCAUCAGCACAAUGGGUGGUGUUACAGGAGUGGAGGGAAUUCCUUCUCCAGAUGACCUGAUCUCCAUUUACUGCUGUUGUCGAGGGAUCCCAAACUCUCUCCCCCAGCUAAACUUCUUCAUUGCCAUGGCUAUUUUCAAAAUGGCUGCAAUUGCACAGGGUAUUUAUGCAAGGCAUUUGUUGGGCAAUGCCAGUUCAAUUAACGCUGCUGAGUUUGGAGAGAGCGUGGAGCCGUUAGCUGAGCUGGGUUUACAUAUUGCCUUCAGCCCCACAUUAGCCCUACCGAUCUCUGAUCAGAUGUUCAUGCAGUCACCCAAAGGUCAGGCUGUCCUUCAGCAUUUGAAAGAGUUCAUGAGAAAGCACGUACUUCCUGCCCAAAAGGAAGUAAAGGAGUACUACGCCAAACACAAGGACACACCUGAGAGAUGGCACACACCUCCUGUGUUGGAAGAGUUGAAGGCAAAGGCUCGAGCUGCAGGCUUGUGGAAUUUGUUUCUUCCUGCUGAGAGUGGCCUCUCUCAGCUGGAUUAUGCUCAUAUCGCAGAAGAGACCGGACACUGCUUCUACGCCCCCGAAGUCUUCAAUUGCCAGGCCCCAGACACUGGGAAUAUGGAAGUGCUGCACCUGUUUGGCACUGAGGAACAGAAGAGGCUAUGGCUGGAGCCCUUACUGAGAGGAGACAUACGGUCCUGCUUCUGUAUGACAGAGCCAGAUGUUGCUUCAAGCGAUGCCACAAACAUGGAGUGCACCCUUCACAGAGACAAAGACCAUUUUAUCAUUAACGGCAAAAAGUGGUGGAGCAGUGGUGCUGGUAACCCAAAGUGUGAGAUCGGCAUAGUCAUGUGCAGGAGCAAGUCACUGGACUCAAAUAGUGACAGGCAUGGGCUGCACACCAUGAUCCUGGUCCCUCUGAAAACUCCAGGAGUGAAGAAGAUAAGGCCGCUUACCGUUUUCGGACAGGACGAUGCGAUCCAUGGUGGCCAUUUUGAGAUCCACUUUGACAAUGUGAGAGUUCCUGCUUCCAACAUUCUUCUUGGUGAGGGGCGGGGCUUUGAUAUCGCUCAGGGACGACUGGGGCCAGGUAGACUUCAUCACUGCAUGAGGGCUGUGGGGCUGGCAGAAUGGGCACUGGAGUUGCUAUGUCAACGUGCAGCUCAUAGACAAGCCUUUGGAAAGAGACUGUACCAACAUGAGGUGGUAGCUCAUUGGAUAGCUGAGUGUCGAAUCGCCAUUGCGCAGACACGUCUGCUAACAUUACAUGCUGCUCACACACUGGACACACAGGGCAACAAGGCUGCAAGGAAACAGAUUGCUAUGAUAAAGGUGGCAGCAGGCAGGAUGGCGAGUAAGGUGGUGGACUGUGCCAUUCAGGUUUAUGGAGGUGCAGGAGUGUCUGAUGACUUCCCACUUGCGGAAAUGUAUGCUUAUGCACGGACUUUGCGCAUAGCUGACGGACCUGAUGAGGUUCAUUUGUCCUCCAUUGCUCUCCUGGAGCUCAGAGACCAACGGAGAAGAGCCCAAGCUAAACUCUGAUUCACCUUAAAUCAACCAUACAUAAUGUAUAAACUUCUCGAUUAUGUCCUGAAAAUGUCUAAAGGCUAUCUUAGAAAAACAGCUAUUAGAUUCCAAGUGACCUACUCAAACAGAAAUAACCAAUCAAUCAUACUCUAAGAAUUCCAGCUGCUAAUCUAUAAUGAAUGAGAAAUGCAUUAUGGGAUAUCACAAGUACGUACAUAACAGAAAAUGUUUGGAAGUUCAAGUUGUGUCUUUAAUUGAAAUGUGACUGUACUUUAACACCAACAUCUGCCUUACAAAUCAAAUUUAAUGUAGAUCAAAUAUUUUUUAUAAAUUAAUGUAUAUAAUAUGUUUUUUCUUUUAUUUUUAAUUCUGUAAUCAAAAGUCCCUGUUUGCUAAAUGGGAAUACAGCACAUUAUAGAGCACAGUUUAUAGCACUGUUUUUUGUUAACUAUCUGCACUCUUCCUUUCAUACACACAGACUUAAGCAGACAGGUGUGAAGAAUGUGUGUGCUGAAAUAUUGCAUGUCUUCAACUCCUUGUGUCAUGGCUUCCACCCAGUCUUGUUUAGAUGUCCUGAAAUCUGGUGUGUUUAUAAAAGCCCUAGUGCUACUGUG